Paramecium octaurelia is the source of this 1923-nucleotide messenger RNA. The record is from the annotation of a GenBank genome assembly. NCBI's taxonomy places the organism in Eukaryota, Ciliophora, Oligohymenophorea, Peniculida, Parameciidae.
AUGCUUUAAACACCGAAGAAAUCCAUCACUUAUGAGAAGAUUUUAGCUGAUUUUUAUCAGCAAUUCAUAUCUUAGGAAAUCGCAAGUUAGAGACCACAGAUUGAAUUUUUGCAUUUCUUAUGCAGUUCAUUCAUGAUGGAAAAGCUACUUCAAAUUUAUCAGGAAAGUUUAUAAAAGAGAGAGGAUGAUUAGGUAUCAGCUCGUAAGGAAUUAAAUGAAUUCAUUACAUAUAUGGUCAAUUAGAAUGCAGCAUAUUUAAAUGAGAGUAUUCGAGACGAAUUAUUAACAUUAUCUAAGAAUCGACAUGACGAUUAGUACUUGUCUGGUUAUAGUCAAUUUUACAGAUACUGUUCAAUAACUACAACCUCAAUAAUGUUCGAGAAAAUAAAUUACAUCUCAGAAUAUUUAAAACAUUAAAAUCAAAUUUUCCAAGAUUUCAAAAAUAAACUCAAGUUUAAUCAAUAUUCAAAUAGCGAUUGUUUCAAUACAAACAGGUAUGCUACUCUGAGUGGACUAUUCUAUUUCAAUAAACAAAUAGGAUAAAUGGAAGUGAAUGCAAAGGAUGACAAAUUAAGGGAUCUCAGAUUGAUAGAAGAAAACAUGAAGACCAAAGAAAAAUACUUUAAUACCUUUAUUGAAGAUGAUUGGCUCAGAAUCAUAGUCUAGAUAGAGAAAUGUUAAAAGUCUCAUCUUGAUCCUCUGAGUCAAUAGGAUUUCUCAGAAAUUCAGUAAUUGAUUGAAUAGAAGCAAUUGCCAUAUCAAAUAGCAAAUCAAAUGAAAUAAGAAGUGAUAAAGAAAUUAUAAUAGAGAAAACAGCAACAACAACAAUCAUAAGAAAACAAUAAUGAGAAACAAGUCAAAUAUUCUCAAUUAAUCAAAUACAAAUUAUCACAUGACACAAAACUGAUUGAGUGUUUAUUAAACCAACAAAAGAAUGUGCUAGGUAUCAAAUUACAAGAUCUGCCAAAUGUGAUUUCCUACAUUUAAAUAAGUAAAUUCUGCAAAAUAAUAUGUUGUGGUUGUUAUGAUGGUAACAUACUAAUUUACGACAUGAAUGAAUUAAAGUAAAAUAGAUAAAAUAGACUACUUUGCAAUCCUAGUUUUGAAAUGCAUAUCCACGAAGGACCUGUAACUGCAAUUAGCAUUCUCUAUGAUGAGAAUUAUAUCAUUUCAGUCUCAGUUGAUUUAACUAUUAAAUUCUCAUGCUUAAAAUCUAGAUAACCGUUGGUAGUUUACAAAGGACAUUUACAAACUAUCUGGCAUUUGGCAUUUGCACCUAUGGGAUAUUGGUUUGCAAGUGCCUCUUCAGAUGGAACUGCUCUCUUAUGGGCUACUGAUUAAAAUUAAUGUAUUAGGAUAUUUGGACCUGUAAUGAAUCAAGUAAAACUAGUUGAAUUUGUUCCAUCUGUUGAAUAUGUUGUUACUGCAGAAGAGAAUCGAAUCUUUAGAAUAUGGUCAAUUGAUAAGGCUGAAUGUCUGUAUAUCUCAUUUAUGGAUGGAAAUAUCACGUGUAUGAAUGUGUCAUUCACUGGUCAAUUCUUAAGCAUUGGAUGCGAUUCUGGAUCAGUGGUUUUGUACUAUUUGCCUAUGACGAAACUUCUGAAGGAGAAGAUCUAUUUACAAAGAAGUGAUUUCCACAGUGCCAAUGGGAGGGAUUACAUCAGGUCGGUUUCCAUCAGCCUGGAUGAAACUACCUUAAUGUGUUGUAACUCAAAUAGAAUAGGGUUCUUCAAUAUAUCUGAUUUGAUGAAGAAGACUAGUGAAGAUGUCUUUAAGGGUUUGGAAUAAAGCAUUAAAUCAAUUGAGUAUGAGAAAAAUAAUUGGAGCAGAAAUGCCAUUCCCAUUGAGUUAUUAGAAUUGCAGGAUUAUAUUCAUUUGGCCUAAUAUGUGUGCAAUGGUUUUGCUUUAUACGUUUGUAAAUGA